This is a messenger RNA of Eurytemora carolleeae, 1631 nucleotides long. Its product is annotated as betaine--homocysteine S-methyltransferase 1. The transcript has 8 exons. Lineage: Eukaryota; Metazoa; Arthropoda; Copepoda; Calanoida; Temoridae. Gene Ontology annotation, molecular function: betaine-homocysteine S-methyltransferase activity; zinc ion binding. The record is from RefSeq and is a predicted model, not a curated record. Bases 48 to 1247 code for a protein of 399 amino acids.
GUAACACUUGUUCGUUCUCUCAGUUCACUCUGCAACGCACAACAGAUAUGACAGCUCGCAAGGGAUUAUUAGAGAGACUCCGCGAGGGUCCAGUUAUUGGAGAUGGAGGGUUUGUUUUCCAACUAGAGAAAAGAGGAUAUGUUAAGGCUGGUCCCUGGACCCCGGAAGCAUCAGUUACUCAUACUGAUGCUGUCAGAAGCCUGCACAGGGAUUUCCUGAGAGCAGGUUCUGACGUUAUGCAAGCAUUCACCUUCUACGCUACUGAAGACAAGCUGGUCAACCGAGGGAAUAAAGCCGGGGAAACUAUUGGGGUUGAUAAGAUUAACAGAGCGUCCUCUAAGCUUGCCCGUGAGGUUGCAGCUGAAGGCGAUGCUCUAACCCUGGGAGGAAUCUCCCAAUGUCCGUCCUAUCUCUCCGGGAUGUCCAAGGACGAUGUCAAGGCUGAGUACAGGAAGCAGAUUAAAGUAUUUGUCGAGGAAGAAAUGGAUUUUCUACUCUGUGAGUAUUUCGAGCACAUAGAGGAGAUGGAGUGGGCUAUUGAGACCUGUAAAGAAACGGACAAGGUCGUGGCAGCGUCCAUGUGUAUUGGUCCAGAAGGAGAUAUGCACGGAGUGUCAGCGGCAGAAUGCGCCGUCAGGAUGGCUCGAGCCGGAGCAGAUGUAGUUGGUGUAAACUGCCACUUUGAUCCUUUUGUCUCGCUGGAGGCGCUGAAGAAGAUGAAGGAAGGGUUGGAGGCAGCAGGACUUAAACCUUUUCUCAUGUGUCAACCUCUAGCCUAUCAUACACCAGACGCUGGCAAGCAAGGGUUUAUUGAUCUACCAGAAUUCCCUUUUGGUUUAGAGGCAAGAAUAUGUACUAGAUGGGACAUGCAUAAGUAUGCGAGGGAGGCCUAUGAGCUUGGAGUCCGAUAUAUCGGAGGAUGUUGCGGAUUCGAACCUUAUCAUAUCCGAGCAGUAGCAGAGGAGCUUGCUAAGGAGAGAGGACGUUUUCCUCCUGGCUCCGAUAUGCACGAUGCCUGGGGAAAAGGACUAGAAAUGCACACUAAACCAUGGGUCCGCGCACGCGCAAACAGAGAGUAUUGGGAGAAGUUGAUGCCAGCCAGUGGUCGGCCAUAUUGUUCAAGUAUGUCCUGUCCAGAUAACUGGGGAGUAACACAAGGAGAUAGUGUUCUUAAACAACAAGCAACUUCUACCUCUAGCGAGGAAAUCGCUAAACUCAAAGCGAUGCAAGACCAGAAGAAGGCUUGAAGUUUAGAUUGUAAUCCAUGAUUAAUGAAUAGAGUUAAUGUUUAGAUUUUAGAAAAUAUUUUUUGCCGAAAUAGUUUUAAAAUGAUAAAGGUAAGUUUUUCCACAAUAUUCACAAGUGUUUAAAUGAAAAUUGUAAAUGCACUCAGAUAUAUAAUUAUUCAGCGGUCGAAACUAUUCUGUAGAGUAUCGUUAACCUUAAAAGCUUAAUCUCGAUAUCCAAUGUAAACACUUUUAAUUAAUUAUUGAACCAUCAAUUAGAAUUAUUCACCAUACAAAAGAUCACAACUUCAAAAGAUUUUUAUAGCGAACAUUUAGUUCAAACACGGUGACAAAUUGAUAUCUCAAUAUUUUGUGUUUUUGUUGAAAUACAUAAAUAUAACAUAA